Molecule: messenger RNA, 2451 nt
Organism: Funneliformis geosporum
Lineage: Eukaryota; Fungi; Glomeromycota; Glomeromycetes; Glomerales; Glomeraceae
Source: the annotation of a GenBank genome assembly
AUGCAGUUGGUUUUCCCUUAUACUGACAGGCUUAUGAAUAUGGAAUCUCAAAAUAUGAACCAUUUAACGCAUGACUUGGGAAGAUGUAUGUCGAGGAUCGGGAGACCGUUUAUCGUAGGUCACAGGGGCGCAAGUGCAAAAUAUCCCGAAAAUACAAUGUUAUCGAUUGAACAAGCUAUUGCGGAUGGCGCCGAGGCCAUAGAAUUUGACAUUCGUCUAACACUUGACAAUGAGGUGGUGAUUAUGCACGAUACUUUGUUAGAUCGUACAACAACAGGACAUGGAUUGAUAUCUGGCAAGAAUUAUUUUGGAGACAUCGAAUACCUCACUACAAAAAAAGAGCCAUAUUGCCCGAUCUCUCGAUUUCAAGAUGUACUCGAUCUUCUUUCCAAAGAAGAGAAUUCUCACAUCUGGGCCGUAAUUGAUGUUAAGAUACAAAAUUCCCCUAAAAUUCUUUUGGCGUUGAGUGAAAUCUUUAAAUCACGAAAUAAAGAUUUUACCGCAUCAUCUAAACAAUUUUCAUUAGGAAUUUGGCAUCCAAAAUUCAUUCCUUAUGCAAAAACUUAUUUACCUGGAAUCCCAAUAGUAUAUAUAGGAAUUUCAUUAGACAUAGCAAGAGAAUUUUUUAGCAAUGUGGACGGGUAUAACAUUAAAUACAUUGCAUUAUUUGGUGAUAAAGAACAAAAAUUUAUUAAGGAAGCCCACGCUAAAGGAAAACCGGUAUUUGCGUGGACUGUUAACGAGGAAAGUCAUGCAAGGAAUUGUCAUAAUUGGGGUGUCGAUGCCAUAAUGACUGAUCGAACAAAACUUUAUGUGGAUUUUUUUAGAAAUCAAAGGCAUGAAGAGAGAUCACUAAGCAUCGAAAGGAAGAAAUACUUGAUUAUUGAACAGACGUAUUUUUACUUUCGGUAUUUCGCUCAAUAUAAACCAUUACCGGGUCCCUUUCCUCUUCCAUUCGUUGGCAAUCGUUUACAAUACAAGGGAAACCCGGCAACAUGGGCAAGUAGUCUUCGAGAGAAAUAUGGAGACUUCUGCGAAAUCUAUAUGGGUAAUGAACGACACUUAUGGUUAUCUAGGGCUGAUUUGGUAGAAAAGAUAUUCAGCCCUUCAUUAAAUAGUAAUUAUUUGAUCAAGAUAACCCCAAGAGAAGGAUUAGAUGAGAUCGAUGUAACUACGAAAGGGUUUACUUUUAAUAGAAAUUUGAAGAGUUGGAUGUUUAAUCGAAGAUUUUUUAAUCAAGCAAUCAGCUCAUCGAAAUUUAUGAAGCAGAACGUCAUAAUAACGCAAAACUUAUUCAAAGAAAUGGAUGAUUAUUGGAGAGAUUUAAGAAUUCAAACGGAAAAUACAAGUGGCAAAGAAUUUACACUUAACUUAUCAGAAUGGAUGACUAGAUUCGUGAUGGACGUUAUAUUUGUUAUAACAACUAAUAAAAGAGCUUAUACAUUUGCUAAUUACUUUAAUCAGUUAUCUGGUACAAGGACAAGUCAACAUUCGGAAAUUGACAUGACCGAAUCAGAGAAUCUUGUUAAUAAUAUUCACUCUUGGCUAUGCGCUUUACAAUUUUAUAUGGAUACACCUACUUUAUGGAGAAAAUUUAUUCCCAGAUUUAAAGAAAGGGCCGAAUCCUUGAAGGGCGAAGUUGAUCGAUUGAAUCAUACUUUUAUGGAAUUAAUUAGUCAGAGAAGAAAAGAGAUUGAGAUGACACCGAAUGAUGAUCAAUUGUCACCUGAUAUGUUGACGAUGUUGUUGACCGUAAACACACCAAGAGAUAUUACGGUUAAUCUUGCAGAUGAUCAACAUACGAGACCCUUGACUGAUGAGGAAAUCCGCGGUAAUAUCAUGGAAGCCAUCGUUGCUGGAGUCGACACGACAGCAAAUACAUUUUGUUUUAUUGUGUAUCAUCUUGGUCGUUACCCGGAUGUUAGGGAAUUAAUGCUUCAAGAAUUCAAUUCAGUCUUUGGAGAUGAUUUAGAUCGUUCAAUUGAACACGAGGAUUUGAAUAAGUUGGUUUAUUGUGAUGCUAUCAUUAAAGAAGUUUCUCGGAUGAUGUCAAUUGUACCAGUCAUAUUUAGAAUGUCAAUAAAAGAUGAUAUGAUACAGAGACAUUGUUUUCCAGCAGAGACACAAAUUAAUGUUAAUGUACCAGCAAUUCACAUGAAUCCAGCACAUUGGAAGAAUCCUGAAAAAUUUGAUCCUUCCCGAUUUUUGAACCAAGGCGUAUCAGGUGGAAAUAGAAUCGCAAAGAAUUCUCUAUUAAUUUUUGGUGGAGGACCAAGGAUGUGUCCGGGAAAGAAUUUAGCAAUGACCGAAUUGAAAACUUUGAUGGUCUUGCUGUAUAGAAAAUAUGAUGUGGAAUUAGUUGAUAUGGAUGAACCUGUUAAAUACCAUUAUUCUGUCAUUAAACAUUGUGAUAAUUUGAUGAUUAGGAUUAAAGAGAAAAUUCUUAAAUAG